Macaca mulatta (Rhesus monkey) is the source of this 4496-nucleotide messenger RNA. RefSeq names its product KRAB domain-containing protein 5. NCBI's taxonomy places the organism in Eukaryota, Metazoa, Chordata, Mammalia, Primates, Cercopithecidae. The record is from RefSeq and is a predicted model, not a curated record. Gene Ontology annotation, molecular function: DNA-binding transcription activator activity, RNA polymerase II-specific; RNA polymerase II cis-regulatory region sequence-specific DNA binding. Gene Ontology annotation, biological process: regulation of transcription by RNA polymerase II. Gene Ontology annotation, cellular component: nucleus.
AUGUGGCCUCUCACCAGGGUGGUCCAGGCCUUCUCCCUGGCGGUGUCCCUGCAGGAGAUGGUGCUGGAGAUCCACCGGGUGUUCAUGGACCAUGAAUACCCAUGUCCCCGCCUCACUUCUCACUGCACCCGGGUGGCAGCACGCUGGACCACCUCUCAGAGCUGCGCAGCAUGGCGGGGCCGCAGGCGGGCUUGGUGCUCCACGUGGUGGAAGGGAGCCGUGAGCCAGCUCUGGCGAGAGCAGCCCUGGGAGCGGCGCCCAUGUGCUUGUGACUCGCCUUUCGGGGCAGCAUCUCAGGGCCAGGAAAACUCGGAGCAGCCCCAGUACUGGAACAUGGAGCUGCAGAUGAUGAGGGACCUGCCCUACAGGAACCAACCUGAGCAGCUGCUUCAAGAAAAAGCCAUGUUUAAGGUUCCGAAGCCCCUGGUACACAGCAACUUCGGAGUGGCAGCCACAUGGGGCGUCGGUCAGGGAGGCAUCGUCAUGGCCAUCAGCCCCAGUGAGGAGACCAAGCUGCAGAUGUUCACGUGGAGCCGCGUCAUCUUCAGCCUGGGCUUUGUUGUUAGUGGCCACUACAAGGACUUUGCUGGGGACGUGGCAGCCUCCAUAGCGUUCACCAAUGACCUGAACGGCAUAGGUUCUGUCGCCUGUGCCAGGAGCUGGUGGACGCCUUCGUGGAGCAUAGUUGAGGAGCAGCCCUUUGAGGCUGGGGCUACAGCCAGCUGCACCCUGCUACAGGCAAUCGGCAGCCCGGGUUGUUCUAGGGUUGGGUCGUUGAAGAGAGAAGCUCUGGACAGUGAAGAAGAGCUUGUUCUGGCCACACUCACUAGAGCCCCUUUCCCACCCCCCACCCACCUGCUAUCAGGCUCCCAGAUGCAGAAUCUGGAGCUUUGUGUUGGUUGUAAGUUAGUGAGCCGUGAAACCAGCGACCCAGCUGAGCUGUGCUGUUCUCCUAAGGAGGAAGCCAGUGGCAUUCCUGUCUCUGUUGAGAGUCCUGGUCUGAAUGUGGACCCCUUCUCCUCCACCUCCAUACUCUGGCUGUCUUCUUCCUGUCUGGGGAGAUCUGGCAGCCACCACCUUGUUGCUUGGGUCUGUGAGAGCAAAGCUGAGUUCUGGUCGGGCUUGCAGCAGGAGAAGGAAUCUGAUGCCAUCUAUAAGGCCCAGAUGGGCUGUGGCCGGGCCGGCGGGUUGAGAUGCGCCUGUAGGUUGUGGGCAGCUAGUCCUUUCUUGCCUCUGCUCUCUCUCCUGUUUUUGAGUAAGAGCCACGAGAAGCAAAGCUCUGAGAACCCCAAGUGCCCGGCCCAGCAGGCUGUGGCCCAGCAGCGCACCGUGAAUGGGAGAUACCGUUGGGCUGCAGUGCCAGCAUCCUGCCCCUCCAGGUCGGGGGUCCCCAGAGGAGUGAGAGGGGCGGUCGGAAGCGGCGGGAACCCGCUUUGGGGGCACCCGGGCCUCCCCAAGGGACUGUUGACAUUCAGGGAUGUUGCCAUAGAAUUCUCUCAGGAGGAGUGGGAACACCUGGACUCAGAUCAGAAGCUUUUAUAUGGGGAUGUGAUGUUAGAGAACUACAGAAACCUGGUCUCUCUGGGUCUCGCUGUCUCUAAGCCGGACCUGAUCACCUUUUUGGAGCAAAGGAAAGAGCCCUGGAAUGUGAAGAGUGAGGAGACAGUAGCCAUCCAGCCAGAUAUGUUUUCUCAUGAUACUCAAGGCCUCUUAAGAAAGAAGCUCAUAGAAGCAUCAUUCCAAAAAGUGAUAUUGGAUGGAUAUGGGAGCUGUGGCCCUCAGAAUCUAAACUUAAGGAAAGAGUGGGAAAGUGAGGAGAAAAAUCAGUACAAUAAAUCUGAUACAACAUUAAGCCAAGGAAUAAGCCCCAGAAGACAUCAGAAAACUCAUUUGCUACAGAACCAUUGCAAAUGUAAAAAAUGUGAGAAAGCCUUUCAUGAAUGCACCAACCAUGUCCGUCAGAGUAUCUUUAUUCAAGAAAAGUCUGCCAAAUGUAAUAAAUGUGUGGAAACUUUUAUGCAGUCAUCAAAACAUACUCAGCCUCAGAGAAUCCAUAUUGGAGAAAAGUCACACAGAUGUAAUAAUGGUGAGAAAAUCCUUAGUAAAUUGUCAAGUCUAAGAAUACAUGAGAUAAUCCAUAAUGAAGAGAAACCGUACAAAUGUAAAGAAUGUGACAAAGCCUUUAACCAUCGUUCACACCUUACUCAACAUCAAAUAAUUCAUACUGGAGAGAAACCAUACAAAUGUAAAGAAUGUGGCAAAGCCUUCAAUUCUAGUUCAUAUUUUACUCGACAUCAGAGAAUUCACACUGGAGAAAAACUUUACAAAUGUAAAGCAUGUAGCAAAUGUUUUACUCAUUCUUCAAAUCUUCUUGUGCAUCGGAGAAUUCAUACUGGAGAGAAACCUUACAAAUGUAAAGAAUGUGGUAAAUCAUUUAAAGUGUCUUCAGCCCUUACUCAGCACGAGAGAAUCCAUACUGGAGAGAAACCCUACAAAUGUAAGGAAUGCAGCAAAGCCUUUAACUGUAGGUCGUACCUAACUAAACAUCAGAGAAUUCAUACCGGAGAAAAACUUUACAAAUGUAAAUCAUGUAGUAAAUCUUUCUCUCGUUCCUCAAGUCUUAUUGUCCACCAGAGAAUUCAUACUGGAGAAAAACCCUAUAAAUGCAAAGAAUGUGGCAAAGCCUUUAAUUGUAGUUCACGCCUAACUCAACAUCAAAGAAUUCAUACUGGAGAGAAACCCUACAUAUGUAAAGAAUGUGGCAAAGCCUUUAACUGUAGUUCAUCCCUUACUAAACAUCAGAGAAUUCACACUGGAGUAAAACUUUACAAAUGUAAAGCAUGUAGCAAAUCUUUCUCUCAUUCCUCAUGUCUUUCUGUGCAUCAGAUAACUCAUACUGGAAUGAAACCAUAUAUAUGUAAGGAUUGUGGCAUCUCCUUUAACCGGUCUUCAAACCUUAGACGACAUCAGAUGAUUCAUACUGGAGAGAAACCCUACAAAUGUAAAGAAUGUGGCAAAUUAUUUAAUCGAUGCUCAACCCUUACUCGACAUAAGAGAAUUCAUACUAGAGAAUUUCUAUAGUUGUAGUAAAUGUGAAAAGAGUUUUAUCCAAAAUUUAGAACUUAAAAAUCACCGUAGAGUUUAUAGGGAAACAACUUACAGAUUGAAUAAAUGGGAGGAAGUAUUUAAUCAGAACUCAAAUCUGAAUGUGUCAGGACUUACACAAAAAAGGACUAAAGCACACAUCCCCAGACUUUAAAAUUAAAUAACAGUAUUUGUUAUGGAGGAUUACUUGAAAGCCAAAGCAGUUAUUUUGUUAUGUGUUUCAAAUGAGCAAAAGCAUUGAUGUUUGGACAAGUAAUUAUUCAGUGAGCACAUUAUUUGUAUUGAAAACAUUUGAAAUUUGUAUAAAGCAAAUUAUAAUUCAAUUCUCAAGUUAGUUUUUAUACCUUAAUGCUUAGUGUUUACAUAAAAACAUAUAGUCUAUUUUUUCUACAUCAGAGCUAUGAGAGGUUGUUCUAUAGUAGAUGAACGUCAUUAAUAUCAAUUUAUUUUCAUGGAAGUUUAAUGGCAAAUGUAAAAUACAUGAAGAAAAUCUUAAAGAGGCUCUUUGUGUUUGAAUCAUAAAACAGUAAUGUGUGUAAGCAUAUAGUACAUAUUUAGGGCAUUAUUAUUCUAUACUAAAGUAAAAGAGGAAUACUCUGAAUUUAUUUAUUACAUCAAUUGUUCCUUAAGUAGAAAAACACUGGUCAGUUAUUUAAAAUACUGGCAAACCUUUAUAGUACAAUGAAGUAGUAAUCUUGAAUAUUAUUUGAUGUGUUAAAAAUAAAAACAUCUUCACAGAUAUCAGAGGAAAGUGAAAACUCAUAUCUGAAAGAUUGUAAAUGUGCUUUAUAUCAAUUUUCCAGAGGACUUAAACUUCUAAUAAUAUUGAUAAUAUUCUCAUGGUUACUAUUUUGUAUUAUUUCCUGCUUUUUGUAGCUACUGGUGUACUAUGACAAUUGUAAUAAAGAUUAUAUGGGGGUAUACUUAAAAGUCAUACUUUUAAAAUCCUGAAUCAUUGUUUAUAAAAUGUUAUUCAGUAUUUUUCUUUGCACAUGCCCUUUUUCAGUCCAGUUGAAUACUUAGAGAUUCUUCUUUGCUUUCACUUGCAUUGAAUGGAAUAUAUAGAUGUAUUAACAAAGAAAGAAAAAGGUGUAAGAGAACUGUACAGGCAGAAAUGCAUGUAUGUGUACCUGUCUUCAAAUGGAAAAGAAAAUGAUGGAUCACAACAGGAAAUUUGAGAAUUAUUUAUUUAUUACCAAACUAGAAACCUCACAAAUUCUCAAAGCUAAAUUAGUUUCUCAUUGCACACUGAAUUUUUCUCUCAUAAAUCUAAUGUCUUCUGGGUUCAGACUGUAUCCCAUACAAAUCCUUUUUUCUUGCCUAUGAUUCAUGUAAGAAGAAUUAUAUGAUUUUCUUAUUUCAAAGCUUAUAAAAUAUUGCUUAUAAGUUCC